This is a messenger RNA of Electrophorus electricus (electric eel), 1851 nucleotides long. RefSeq names its product mitochondrial rRNA methyltransferase 3b (gene mrm3b). Gene Ontology annotation, molecular function: RNA methyltransferase activity; RNA binding. The record is from RefSeq and is a predicted model, not a curated record. NCBI's taxonomy places the organism in Eukaryota, Metazoa, Chordata, Actinopteri, Gymnotiformes, Gymnotidae. Gene Ontology annotation, biological process: RNA processing.
CUAUAAGGACAUUAAACAUGGCGACGCUCAUGAGGUGCAUGGGAGGUGUAUGCACGAUAUUUGAACCAACGUUGAAAGUCAGAAUCAGCAAUAGAUAUGCGCGUGUACUGAGACGCACACCACUGGCUUUUUGUUCGGAGUCACUAGAUUUAUCAAAUUUAGCUGUGCAAGACGUACACACUCAAAGCAAGGACGCACCGAAACAUGCCCAUUCACCAGCAGAAGGGACUAUUUCGAAAGACACGGUGACAGAGACCGAUAAAAAUGUUCGACAAGAACAUGGAGAUAGAAAGCCGGUUGCGUCUUUACAAUUUUCAGAGUCACGUCAUCAGAUAACGGGCAGCAAAGACACAAGCCACGCUUCCCUUUCUAUGUCUUCAGGUUUAAAUCAAGUGGAUGGUUUGUGGUACGAAAAGGCACAACCUGGUGACAAGAAGCUGUCCAAUUUGCUUAACUUGGCCCGUUCAAAGAAGCUCCGUGAGCAGCAGGGCAAGGUUCUGCUGGAAGGACCACUUCUCAUUUGUGAUGCACUAGAUGCAGGGGUCUUGCCACAAACGGUCUUCUUCAGCACUGUGGAGAAACUUCAGGAACUUCCCCUGAACAAGCUCACACAAGCCAGCUUAAUCAAAGUCAAGCUGGAGGACAGCAGAAUCUCAAAUCUUGACUCCCCCAUAGACAUUAUAGCUGUCUUCAGACGUCCCGAGGUGUCCCGAAUGCACUUUCCUGAGGAGAAGCGUGGGAAGGCGUUGCCAUUAACCCUUAUCUGUGAUAAUGUGCGAGACCCAGGAAACCUGGGUGUGGUGUUACGGUGUGCAGCAGCUGCAGGGUGCCACAGUGUGCUGCUUACGAAAGGAUGUGUUGAUAUCUGGGAGGCUAAGGUCCUUCGUGCUGCCCUGGGUGCUCACUUUCGCAUUCCCAUAAUCUCUAGCCUCACCUGGGUGGACAUUCACAGUCAUCUUCCUGCCACCACAACUGUCCAUGUGGCUGACAACUGUAGAGGGCCAAUAAAGAAGCCUCAACUCUUAGCAACAUCUGAGAAACUGAAAAAACCUGGAGAGUAUGGAUGGAUCAGCAAGCCCCGAAACCCUAGAAAAAUACAUAAUGAGGAUGAAGAUUUUAAUGAAGAUGAAUAUGAGGAGGAUAUAUGUAGGCAGGCAGGCCUAGUUUUAGAGACUCAGCCUUAUCAUAUCAAUUGGACUGGUAGCCACACAGCCAUUGUGAUUGGUGGAGAGACUCACGGUCUGAGCCAGGAAGCCAUGCAGUUGGCUGAAAAAACAGGGGGGCGGAAACUAGUAAUUCCCAUGGUACAUGGAGUGGACAGUCUGAAUUCUGCCAUGGCCGCAAGUGUUUUACUGUUUGAAGGAAGGAGACAGCUAAUACUUAAUGCUUCUGAAUGAACAAAUCUAGAGGAUAUACUCAACUAGGCCAUGAACUGUUGGAGGAUGUACUCAACUAGGCCAUGAACUGUUGGACACCUGCAUAGCCACAAUACAGGUUUUAUAAUGGAUAAUAAUUAUAAUAAUAUAAUAAAGUCACAUGUGGUGCUUUACUUUCAACUUAAUGAAUAAUUAAAUAAAAUGUAAUUCAAUAUAGGAGUGAGUUUUUUGCUGUAAAGUAAAUUUAAUUUUGGGAAUUUUACUUUAUACACACAAAUUGUGAUGAUUAUUUGUACUUAUAGAAUGUGUGUACAUGGACCAUUUCUGUUAAUUAAUAAAAGCCCCCCCCCCCCCCCUUCUGAAUCUAACAAAAUAUCUGCUCCUUAUGGAAAAGUAUCUGUCACAUUUGUAAUAAUAUUAAUCACUUGAUUUUAUGUCUCACUGUCUUUUAUGUUCAGGCUAACAUGACAUUAAA